UCCCCGCCCGCUGUGCAGCUGACGCGAGACGCACGUCCGGACGUGUGUUGUUAUUUCACGACUUCAAGAUGGCGUCUAUCAUGGAGGGUCCGCUGAGUAAAUGGACGAACGUAAUGAAAGGUUGGCAGUAUCGUUGGUUCGUGUUGGACUACAACGCCGGCCUUCUAUCCUAUUACACGUCAAAAGACAAAAUGAUGAGAGGGUCCCGGAGAGGCUGUGUCCGUCUCAGGGGGGCUGUGAUUGGUAUUGAUGAUGAGGACGACAGCACCUUUACUAUAACCGUCGAUCAGAAAACCUUUCAUUUUCAGGCCCGUGAUGCGGAUGAGAGAGAAAAGUGGAUCCAUGCGCUAGAAGAGACGAUCUUGCGUCAUACUCUCCAACUACAGGGUGUGGACUCCGGGUUUGUUCCAAGUGUUCAGGAUUUUGAUAAGAAGCUUGCCGAGUCAGAUGCUUACCUUCAGAUCUUAAUUGACCAGAUAAAGUUAUUUGAUGACAAGAUCCAGAACUGCAAAGAUGAUGAACAGAGAAAGAGUAUGGUAGAAUCCAUCAAGCACUGCAUUGUGUUGCUGCAGAUUGCCAAGGACCAAACUAACGAGGACAAGCACGCAGAUGGACUUCUAAGCACUAUAAAUCCCGUGGAUUCUAUUUACCAGCCCAAUCCGUUGGAUCCAGCUGUGGUACGAACCAUGCCAACACAAACUGUUCCAUUGCCAGAGGCUGUGCAGGUUGGUAAAGGAGAGCAGCGUCCAUCAUCUUUGGCUGUUGGUUCAGUAGUAACUGGCCUCGGCAGCCAUCAGACUCCCACUCCAAAUAGCACAGGAAGUGAUCAGUCUGUUCCCAGCAGUAGUUUGACCUCCCCAAGCCACGUCAAUAUGUCACCGAACACAGUCCCAGACUUCUCAUACUCCAGCAGUGAGGAUGAAUUCUACGACGCAGAUGAAUUUUACCAGAGCAGCUCCUCCCCAAAGCAUUGCAUGGACACAACGGAGUCUACAGCCGCCCUGACACGCAGCAGCACAGGGACCAGCUUGAAAAGACCAGACACAACAGAGUCCAUCAAUUCCUCAAUGUCCAAUGGAACCAACGAUGCAGAUCAGUAUGACACUCAUGAUGACCGGGAUGAUGAAGAAGGGGAGUCAGUGGAGGAACACAAGAGUGUUAUUAUGCAUCUGUUGUCCCAAGUCCGCCUGGGUAUGGACUUGACUAAGGUUGUGCUCCCCACGUUUAUUCUUGAGAGACGAUCUCUGCUAGAGAUGUAUGCUGAUUUCUUUGCACACCCUGAUCUGUUUGUGAGCAUUGGUGACCACAAAGACCCCAAAGACAGGAUGAUCCAGGUGGUACGGUGGUACCUGUCCGCAUUUCACGCAGGCCGCAAGGGGUCUGUAGCUAAGAAGCCUUACAACCCCAUACUGGGAGAAGUUUUCCAGUGUCACUGGGUUCUACCUGGUUCAGAAAAUGAUGACUCUGAGCCAGUUUCUGAAGGACCGAUUCCAUGGGCUUCCAAAAACAAUAUCACAUUUGUGUCCGAGCAGGUCUCGCACCAUCCACCAAUUUCAGCCUUCUAUGCCGAAUGUUACAACAAGAGGAUACAGUUCAAUGCUCACAUCUGGACAAAGUCCAAGUUCUUGGGGAUGUCUAUAGGAGUCCACAAUAUUGGGCAAGGUUGUGUGUCCUGCUUAGACUAUGAUGAACACUACAUUGUAACCUUCCCCAAUGGAUAUGGGAGGUCCAUCCUCACUGUGCCAUGGGUGGAGCUCGGAGGAGAAUGCAACAUCAACUGUUCCAAAACCGGCUACAGCGCCACCAUCACCUUCCACACCAAACCUUUCUAUGGUGGGAAGAAGCACAGAGUCACAGCGGAAAUCUAUUCUCCUAAUGACAAGAAGUCUUUAUGUUCAGUGGAAGGAGAGUGGAAUGGUGUUAUGUAUACAAAAAAUGCAAGUGGGGAGAAUGUCGUUUUUAUAGAUACCAAGAAUAUGCCUAUGGUAAAGAAGAAGGUCCGCAAGUUGGAAGAUCAAAUAGAAUUUGAAUCCAGAAGGUUAUGGAAAGACGUCACAUACAACUUGAAGGUCAAAGAUAUUGACGCUGCCACUGACGCAAAGCACCGCCUGGAAGAGCGGCAACGAGCUGAAGCCAGAGAGCGCAAAGAAAAAGAAGUGCAAUGGGAGACCAGGCUGUUUCAUGAGGAUGGCGAGUGCUGGGUGUACGAUGAGCCACUGCUUAAAAGAUUGCCCAUCAAGCAAUGAGAGGCCUAUAGAACAAUCAGAACAGAACCCUAUCAAGAACCAGGUGAAGUCCAGAAAAAAACCAAGAUGGUAUUGUGACAUUUCCGGAUGAUCCGACUCUCUCUCUGGUGCUGGGAGUGCCCUUACAUUGCAGCGGUUCUUUACUCAGGGAUACUGGACUUCAACAGAGUGACAAUUCAAACAGGACAUGGUGUCCAUGAUCCACAAUAACGCUUUAAAGGUCCUGUACUUCCCCCAUACAAAGCAUAGCUGGUG
Nanorana parkeri is the source of this 2501-nucleotide messenger RNA. RefSeq names its product oxysterol binding protein like 9 (gene OSBPL9). The coding region runs from base 69 to 2246 and encodes 725 amino acids. Lineage: Eukaryota; Metazoa; Chordata; Amphibia; Anura; Dicroglossidae. Gene Ontology annotation, cellular component: cytosol; membrane; intracellular membrane-bounded organelle. The transcript is spliced from 23 exons. The record is from RefSeq and is a predicted model, not a curated record. Gene Ontology annotation, molecular function: sterol binding.